Messenger RNA from Aplysia californica (California sea hare), 3551 nucleotides. Its product is annotated as conserved oligomeric Golgi complex subunit 6. The transcript has 19 exons. NCBI's taxonomy places the organism in Eukaryota, Metazoa, Mollusca, Gastropoda, Aplysiida, Aplysiidae. Bases 41 to 1954 code for a protein of 637 amino acids. The record is from RefSeq and is a predicted model, not a curated record. Gene Ontology annotation, biological process: intra-Golgi vesicle-mediated transport. Gene Ontology annotation, cellular component: COG complex.
UUUCACAACAAUUAGGCGUUGUCGUGUCACAACAACAAACAUGGCGGAUAAGGACGGUGCCGAACCGGUGACUGCUUCAACAAAUAACCCACUGUCGAGAAAACUUAACAAAAUUCUCGAAACCCGACUUGACAAUGACAAGGACAUGCUGGAAGCCUUGAAAGCUUUAUCAACGUUUUUCACUGAAAACAGUUUGCGCAGCCGUCGAAAUCUUCGGAGUGAUAUUGAGAAAAGAAGUCUUGCUAUCAAUGAAGAAUUCCUUACUGCUUUCCAGGCUGUGAAAGAGCAACUGGACAGUGUUUACUCUGAUGUUCAAGCAAUGAAUGAAUGUUGUCUGGAUAUGACAAGUCGUCUUAAGGCAGCUAAAGCUAAGACACACCAUCUGAUUAGCCAGACCACGUCUUUGCAUCAUGAAAGUCAACGGCUUCAAGUCAAGGAGCAAGUAGCCAAUGCGUUCCUUGACAAGUUUCAGCUAAAACAGGAUGAAAUGAAAUCUCUCCGUGGCAGCAAGGAUGGAACUCUACACGUGGAUUUUUUCAAAGCCUUGGCCAGAGUCAAACAGAUCCACAGUGACUGCAAGUUUCUGUUGCGUACAAAUCAUCAAACAGCUGGACUUGAAAUCAUGGAGUCGAUGGCCCUACAUCAAGAAUCUGCCUACGAACGCUUGUACAGAUGGACUCAAAAUCAAUGCCGCCUGGUGACUCAAGAUACACCCGACGUAAGCCCCAUGCUGUGUCAGGCUGUGGAAGCUCUUCAAGACAGACCAGUUUUGCUCAAAUACUCUCUAGAUGAGUUUGGCAAGGCAAGAAGGAGUUCAGUUGUCAGAGGCUUUAUUGAUGCUCUGACUCGUGGGGGGCCAGGUGGAACUCCCAGACCCAUCGAGCUUCAUUCCCAUGACCCUCUGCGAUAUGUGGGCGACAUGUUGGCCUGGUUGCACCAGGCAUCAGCCUCAGAGAAGGAAUAUUUGCAGUCGCUUCUCAAAGGCUGCACAGCUUCUAACAUUCAAAUGGAUGAGGUUUUGGGAAACAUCACAGAGGGUGUCUGUACCCCUUUCAAGGUGCGAGUGGAGCAAGUCCUCGUGUCUGAGCAAGACCCGGUCACCCUGUACAAGUUGGACAAUCUUCUGAAGUUCUACCACCACACUAUCGGUCAAAUUGUGAACACAGAGGCAGCCUUGCUGUCAACAGUGGCUGAAAUUCAGGACUUAAGUCACCGCAUGUUCUUCAACAGUUUAACCGGGCAUGCCAACAGGUUAUUAGACAAGGUGGAGCUUCCUCCGUCGGAUCUGGGCCCGACGUCUUCCCUGACUCAGACUCUGCAGCUGUUGAGGGACGUCCUUGCCUGCCAUGAUGCUUCUGUAGUUCCCAUUGAUGAUAAGAAACAGGAUUACAAACAGAUAUUGGCCUGUGUGAUAGACCCGUUACUACAGAUGUGUUCCAUGUCUGCCAGUCGACUUAGUGCCAUUGAUAUGGCAGCUUAUAUGGUGAACUGCAUCCAUUUGAUGAACACAACACUCGCACUCUACGAAUUUACAGACACAAGAUUAGAAAUGCUGAAUGCUCAGACUGAUGCUCACGUGGACACCUUGAUCAGUGAGCAAGCUUCCUACAUUUUGAACCGUGUUGGCCUGGCCCAGAUGUACGGAGCCAUUCAACAACAUCAAACGGGGCAGGGACCUCUGUCAUCAUUACCAGGACUAGAUGAGCUGGCUAUUAAAUCUGCUGUGAACAAGUUUGACAGUUACCUGGCCCAACCUGACAGUCUCACUCUCCCCCAGUGUAGCCUGAUUCUAGGUGUAACAGUGAGGGAAACGGCAAAGAAGAGAUCAGUGGAACUGGUGUGUGAAGCUUACAAACAAAUCUUCAACGCCAUUCUGGAUCCUGAAAAUGGUUACAAAGAUGGGAAGAGUAUUGUGCCUAGGACACCCGACCAAGUGACUCAUCUUUUGAACUAAAAUCCUCAUUAUGCUACUGUAGCGUACUGCCUCUGCUGUGUGUACUUGCAGUAUGACAUGUGGGUGAUUGGCAUGUGCUCUGCUGUGAUUUUCUCCUUCUUUCCUAUCAAACAUCUAUCGUCCUUAUCUCACCUCCUUCUUUAAUGUGAUUGUUACUCUCUUGUACAUGUAACACCUCUAAUCUUCAGCACUUGUAUGACCUAAUUGGGUUGCAAGUGCUGUAAGAUGCGUACUAAAUCAAACAAAAAACCUCCAAAAACAGGAGUAUGACCUAUGAUGUACAUAUGUACUUCAUUGUCCUCAAGUCCCAGGAACGCUUCCUGUAGGUAACUCAGCUGCUGCAGACAUGCUUUUGGGUCUAAAAAGGUGCUGUACCAUAAAAACAAAGGUCCACUGUGUUUGUCAAACUAUGAACAUUCUUCUUUUUCUUCUCCUUCAUUUUUAUAUAUUGACAUCCCAGUAUCUUGUGUGAAGGCUGCUGAACACUGCAGGUCCUCCAGGCUCCGGUAGAGUUUUGGGGUUUCUUGCUUAGGGUCGGGCUAAUACUUCAUUCUAAGUGCUUUAUGCACUUGGCAGGCUUGUUUUAUAGUUUCCUGUUCAGUUGCCGGUUCCACACAGACACUUCUCCGAGUUGCCGACCCCACUAUGAACAGUCACAGACAGGGUUUUCUUUACGAAAGAUUAGAACGUAUAAGGGCCUGAGAUGCAAAACCCACUACAUCCAUUUUAGCACUUUUGAGAAAAUCAGCUUUUUUUUAUGCUGCUAUACGCACGAACAUGCGUAAAAAGAAGAUUUUUGGGUGGCUUUUAUGAAGUAUGUGUUGGAUUUUGGCCGAAAACACUUUGUGCAUCUAAUAGCCGGUAAUAAUGUGCAUAAAGUUAUAAGCAUAAAAAUCUCGAUUUUUUCCAAAAUGUCACUUGACAGGUUUUGCAUCUCACCCCCUUAUAUAUCAACUGUUUAGUGUAAGACUUCACCAUACAGCAUUUUGAAAAGUGGGGUAUUACAGAGUCUUUAACUAAGUAGUCGAAAUAAUGUACUUGGGGUUUUUUUUCUAAGAGUUUGUUGUGGCAGAGCAGAAUAGUCGUAGUCUCUGGGUUUUUAUGUACAGUUCUUAAAGAAAGAAUUAUGUACCUGUCAUCUGGACAUUUUGUAGUAUAUGAUGAGAGCUGAGAAAUGAACUGAAGAGACUUGUAUCAGGAAAGACUGAUGUUUGACAAAAAUGAAUUACAAGACUUUCUUUUUUUUUUUUUUCAUCUUCAUUAUUCUCAGCCAACAUGCUCUGGAAAGUGAAAAAGAAAAUUGAAAGAUAGCUUGAUAUACUGAAAGUAUGAAACUGUAUGAAAGUUGUCGGUUUUGUUGUUGUGGAUAUUUGAUGGUAUGGUUUGACAUUACUGUUACUCGUUUAACUGUGAUUUUGUAUAAUUCGAUUUGUACUUGUAGGUGCUGAAAUAAUGUAAACAUAUUUUGUUAUUCUAUUGUGUUCAACAAUGACCAUGAUAGUCUUUGACAUAUAUACAUACUUGUAUUGGGAAUGUGGUUAGUCUUAAGACCAGCCAAAGUGGGUAUUUUCUUGAAUAAAAGAUUUAAACAAGAGAA